Molecule: messenger RNA, 3477 nt
Organism: Bombus pyrosoma
Lineage: Eukaryota; Metazoa; Arthropoda; Insecta; Hymenoptera; Apidae
Exons: 8
Coding region: 192-1085 (297 amino acids)
Source: RefSeq, a predicted model, not a curated record
AAUCUUCUUUUUGUAAACAUGUUGAUUUUGUACGGUCGACGGCCGCAAUGUUCCCGGAAACUCUCGCUUAUCAACGACACCAUUAAUUUCCACACGUGGAUCUGCGCAAUUACUCGUAAUUUUCGUUGCUCUGAUCCUUUCGACGAAAAUCGAGCAAGUCUGUGUUAAUUUUGCAAAUACGACGAUGAAUUAUGAAGAUAACAGUGAAUCAUGGGCAUGGAGCGAUCUUAAAAAACUGCCGAGACAAAGAGCGUCAUGAAAAUAGAACGAUAGAAUUUCCGAAUAUGGAUUCAUCGAUCACGGAAGUACCUACCUUCAGCGAUAGUACCUCGUUGAAGAUGUUGGAAGAUAUCACAGCCAAAGUUUGGAGAACCUUGCCUGUGAUUAGCAUACCUCGAAGUUGGAUACUUACUUAUUGCGUGAAAUACACUGAGAUUUCUGAAGAUGUUGAGAAAGCAACGAUACAAUGCCAAUACGACGGAACAGACUGGGAUUGCACGUUCAUCGAGUUGGGUGGAGGACAAAACGACUUUAACAUUGGAAAAAUUAUCUCAUUAUUUCACAAUCUUUCUAAUCGUGGAUUGAGAUUAAAACUGCUUCGUGCGGCCGAAAUUUGUGGGAAACUGUGGCAGGGCUACAAACAAAUUCAAGAUAAAAGAUUAAUUCGUAUGCGAUUGAACGUUCACGCGAAGAACAGAGAAAAAAGAUUUUCGAAAAGAAAUAGGAGUUUCCGAGGCUCGGGAACAAGAGAAAAGAAUUCAAGAAAGAAAAAGGUGGAGGAUCGUGACGAGGACGUAAAAAAAAGGAGACGAGCUGCCAAGAAAAUGCAAGCCAUUCGAAGGAACUUGUCAAAUAAGAUUACGGAACUUGAAACUAAAGAAACUUUAAAUCCAGAAGAAGAAACCGAGCUUAAUCGAUUGCGUUUAACAGCGGCGAGAAGACCUCCUGACAAUUUAGAAGAAUAUUCUCUAGCGAAUGAUCGAGCAGAAUUAUCUCGUCUUCAAGAAAUAGGUUUAUGCUUGACGCAACAGGCUGCAAAAGCUUGUGAAUCCACUGUACUCGAUGCAAUCCAAAAAUUAAUAUAAUAAAAUUUCUCGUAUUUUUCGACGAUACCUAUCAUGCAACUACAAUAAGCCUUAAAGCUUAGAUUACAGACGUUAUUUGCCUAUUCUCUGACCAUUUCUUUGCUAUAAUAAAGACAAGUAUACAUGUAAAUACAGUAAAGAUAAAAACGAAAAGAAUUGAAAAAGCACGACAGCGAUAAAUAUCUAUCAACAUAGUCAACAAAUAACGAAAGACUACAGACAUUCAUAUCACAUUUUAGUUGUAUUAAUUCGAUACUUGUAAACACGCAUAAUUAAAUAUAAUUUUUCUCUUUCAUACGCAUCAUCUUUGAAUUAAUACCAUUGCUUUUUGCUCUUCUGAUUCCAUAUAUAUUAUAUGUACGAUAAAUCUGGCUUCGUCGAUAUAUACAGCAAACAUUUGCCUCUAAAUUAAAACACUAGUCACAGAUCAGUUUAAUCUAAACUAAAUUUCUUAGAUGCGAGAUAAAAUAGUAAUACUACGCGUCUAAUAAACAAAGUAUAUUAUAUUUAUCUUAACGAUUGAGGAGUACCUAUCGCUAUACCAACAUUUUAUAGCUCUAAUAAUUGCUCGAAUGUGUAUUUUCAGUUCGACACGAGAGAUUCAUCUAUUAUCAUUCUACAUACGAAAUACUUAGCGAUGCUAUCUUACGUGUUUCUUUCCAUUUGAAUACUCAAAUACGUGCAAUCGGAUCACAAAUACGAUCAAACUGUAUCAACUGGGUUUUGGCGAAAAUUUUUUAUGAUCACAAGAGCGAUAUUCCAUCGGGUUGUGUAUAUUUACAAUUAUUGCCCUUUCUUCGUCAAUUUUUCAAACUUUAAAGAUAUUUUUACAAUGUUAAGAACGAUAUUAGCAAGCAUGAUUCUUUUAUACUGUCACACGCUAAACGACGACACCUCUGUAAUAUCAAAUGCGGUUAUGGCACAAGAUGCCAACACGGAUAUAUAUUUUGAUAAAUUAAAUAUCAGUCUGUUCGAAGUAUAUCCCGUAUUGAUUUCACCAAACUGGGUAAAAAUAUGAAAUCAUCGACAAAAGUCUCCGUACACCAAUAAAAAGUCAGAGUUUUUAUUAAAAUAAAGCUAUAAAAUAUCAUUGCAAAGUUAGUGGAUUCUACUUUAAGAGGAACUUCAAACAAGAAGAAUUCUUACUCGGCUAAGAGCUAUUUUAUAUUUUUGCUUCAUAUAAUAAUAAUAAAAAACCAAUAUUUCAAAUUACCUUCUAUUUUAAAAAAUUGUCUUUUUAUAAGAUGUACAAAGACUUUAUGUAACAUUGUCACUGAUUGUAUAAAUUCUUUAUUAAUAUGAAAUGCAUCAUACAUAUAUAAAAAUACAUAUAUGAUUCUUGUUAUAACGAAUGAAAUAUUUAUAAAUACAAGUACAGAUAUUACAAAUUUGUUUGAAAGAAACUUCGUUAUUAGAUAAAUUACACUCGCAUAUAAGCGACUGUAGCAAUUACCCCUGUAUGUUUUCAAAAAUCAUUGAAAACGAGUCGAUGAAAUCCGUUGUAUCCAUAAUACGAAAUGAUACAAUAGACGAUGUCAUCGAAAUGUAGAGAACCCGUUUUGGAUAAAGUAAGAUUACUCUUAUUUAACACGAAAGAAAAAUGAAGGUAAUAUUAGUGUGGAUCACAGCAUCGGAAUAAUUGAACAUUGGAAGAGAAAUAUUAAUAUCUUUUUGUAAAAAAAUUGUUUAUUAAGAAAUAGAACUUUAAUAUAUUUCUCAAAUAUAACAAUUAUAUAUUCAGAACAGUGUUUUUAUAGGAAUCCCUGAUACUAAUAUCUUCUACACUUUACGCAAAAUUAUAUAAUUCGUAGGUAUUUGUGUCCCCUGUUGUACAAAUUGAUUUCGCAGCACCAUGGUUUCAUAACACUUAAUACAUAUUAUUAAAAAUAUAAUACUGUAUGCUACAUGUUUUAUCAACACAGACGUAUUAUAUCUAUAAUACAUAAUAGCGUCUUACUGAGGAACUUAAUUGAUAUUAGUAAGAUAAAAGAUUAGUAAGAUAUUUAGAAAAGGAAGAAGUUAACAUUAAAUAUCGAUAAAUCAAAGAUUCUUCUUUCCGGAAAAGGAGGCGGUAAAAGUAAGAAGAGAAAAUGGAAAUGGAAAGGAAAAGAAUUGGAGCAGAUAAUACAAUAUCUUAAAUAUUUAGCAUAUAUUUUUAGUAAAAGCGAGAAAAAUACAGAGCAGUUGAAAGGGUUGAUAAAGAAAGGUAAUCUGGCAUUAAGGCAAAUGUGUGGAAUUGGAGUUUAUUUGACUUAUUGGAAAUAAAUUUAUUUGACAGUUUAGUAAACAAUGUGAUAUCGUGCGGAACAGAAAUCUGGAGAUGGGAGAGAAGAAAUGAAUUAAAUAGAAUAUAUAAUAAUUACAUAUAAUCGUUAAGAGAGAAAAAGAAAGA